GAAUGAAUGACCAGAAUCAGAUUGAAUUUAGUGAGUUGAAACGUUGAAUGUACUAUCAUCAUCCUCCCAGUCGAAAUAAAGUCAAUGCAACUCUUCCAGAGGAAAAAAAAAAAAGAAGUUUGAAAGGAAUGCAUGCGACGAACUUCCGGAAACGACAUAUUAUUUGCCGUUGUGGCGUGAAAUCUAGUGGAUUGUUUCCCCUUUCUCAACUGCACGGCUAUUUCUUCCUUAUGUGUGACGUUCUGGUUGCUGGGGAAGGGAAGUUGUAGGGAAGCCGGCGGUUGGAGAUAACCGGUUAUAGUUUUUGAAUGAUUUAAAAAGCAUGACCUGUAGAGGCUAAUUGUGACCACCAUGUGGUCUGAGCAUACAGGCCUCUUCUGUAAGACCAGAGCACCAUGUCAGAGAGGGAGCGGGAAGCCAGAGCGGAGGCGCCGCAGACGCAGGCGGCGGGGGACGACGGGGCAGGAGUCGCCCUGGAGGACGCGUUUAAGCUUCUGUCCCUCGCCCAGAGAGACCGGCUGCUCAGCCUCACCCUUGAACCCAGCCGCAGCCGGGCGGAGGUGCUGGUGCGCGCCAUGUCCCUGAUCGAUUUGGGGAAGGGGGACGAGGCGCUUGAAAAGCUCCGGCCACUGGGGGACGUAGGGGUGGCCAGAAGUCUCGCCGAAAUGCUGGAGAGGCACGGCGGCGGGCCGGAGGCCGCCCCGCGGGGCGGAGGGGUACAUCCGGAGCCGGGAGUCGAUGCCGCGAUAGAGCUGGCUGGAAUAUUCCGGGUGUUGGCCGAGGAGAAGUUGUGCCAUGAGUCACGGCGCGAUAAGGCGUACCAGGCUGCGCUCUGGGCGUGUUCCCGUCAAACUGGAAACGGGGAAGGGCGCGGAACGCUGGAGAGACUCGUGCAGGAGGCCAGGGAGGUGUGCGGCUCAGAUUUCGGCGUUAGGUCCUCCACGGGGGCUACUUCCUACCAGGAUGGAGAAACACUAAGCGCCCCCGCGGGGCUGUGCUCGUUCUCUCCCCUGGGGGGCAGGGAGUCUGGCGGGGCGUCCGCGGCAGUGAGGAUACCAAGCAGCCGGGGCAGUGAACCAUCCGGGACGGAGGUUACCAGCAGCCCCCCGUCCUCCCUCCGAACCGUGCCCUGCAGCUUGCAAUCCUACCCCAGCCACCUGGAGGUGAGCGUGUCUCCCACCGCGCUGUUUGACGUGCACCACGCUACUCGGGACGUGCAGGACCCCAGGUCGCCGUUGCCCCAGGUGGACUCGAGCGUGGAGCUCCAGGAGAGGACCCUGACCCCCGGACCCCCCAGCGCCCCGGGGGGGGACGUUGCCCCUGGCUGCUCUCCCACCCGAGUGGGAACUCGGGAGCACAGUGCACAGUGCUUCCCCCUAGGGGAGAAGCUGAGCGCAAGCGUGAGUCUACGAGUGGCUCCGCGUGGAUGCGCUCCGCAACAGGGCCCUCUGUCAGUGCAGCCGGGCUCCGCGGGGUUAAACCACGUAACGGACCACGGCAAAAACUCAGGAACCAGUCUGAUCUCGACGCCCGCGAGCGCAGAAACGAAAGCCGGCCCCACGUGGGACAGCCCCCCGGAGCGGCCUGGCAAAACCGCGGAACCCUCGCCGUCCGCUUCAGCUUCCAUCAGCGAGGACCGUCAAUCUGAGAGCCAGGGAAAACACGGGAAACAGGAUGACGAUGAGGAAGAGGAGGAGUUCUUCUCGUUUGUCAUCCUUCACUCCCCAAAGGAUGUGGAACUAGCCGGUAGGCUGAGGGAAAGGCUCGAGGGUCUAGACGUCGGUCUGGGCGCAACGUUCUCCCAGGAUUUCGCCAUGCCCGGGAGACAUCGGCUCAGCUGCGUGGACGACGCCAUCAACAACUCUGCCUUCGUCAUUCUCCUCCUCUCCCGGAACUUCGACCGGCGCAUGCUGGAGUUCGAGACCAACUGCGCCCUCACCAGCUCCCUGGAGAACCGUCACAAGUACAACAACGUCAUCCCUCUGCUCCCCAGCGAAAACGCCCUGCCCCGCGAGCAGAUCCCCGGCAGCCUGAAGAUCUUCGUCAUGCUGGAGGAGGGCGGCAGAGGCUUCGAGAAGAAGGUGAGGAAGGCCAUGGCCCCGGGCAGGAUCGAGCGGCAGAGGAGCGUGUGGAGGCAGGAGCGGAGCAUCCGGGCGCGGGAGGAGAGCAGGAGGAGGAUGCGGGAGGACAACGAGAGGAGUGCCGCCUUGCAGCGCGAGGCCGAGCGCAUGCAGAAGGAGCAGCUCAGGCACAGUCUCUCAGAGCAGCAGAGAGCGCUGGAGCAUUACUGGGCUCUGUGGAACGCUCAAGCCGGCCAGGUCCCCGCUCCGGGAGUGCCCCCCUUUCCAUUUUACGUGCCGAUGUCUCCACGUCCUCCAGAAGGAUUCCCGAGUCUGGGCGGGCCCUUCCUACAGCCCAGCAUCCACAUCGAGAACGCCAGCUGCAUCAUGAUUGGCAAUGACUCCCAGAUGACAGUGGGGAUGGGCGGGGAGAGGGAGGAGAAUGGCCCCGGCCACGGCCCCGGCCCUGGCAGAGACCCCACAGACCGAUUAAGCUGAAUUAGUUUAAUUUGGUGUCGUCAUGCUGGCACCCACACCAGCCCUUUUUGGACAGGACACCUGCCUCAGAGGACCUGUUUUAUUUCAAUCUUCUCAUUGUUCUGGGUUUUUAAAUUUUUUUAUUUUACUUCCGUUUCACUGGAAAAGCCACAGCUUGAUGGAGGUUGGGUUCGGUCUGCAGGUGUUCUCAUGUUCUCAUUUCUCUUUAAUCAAAUACAGUAACAGAAAAAUGAUAAUUCUGUUGCACCCAUGUUAGUUUUUACAUUUUAGUCUGGAAAUUAUGUCUUCUGAGUUCUAGGACAUCCGCACAGCUGUUGGGCCCUUGAGCAAGGCCCUUAACCCUGCAUUGCCCCAGGGGAGGAUUGUCUCCUGCUAAGUCUAAUCAACUGUACGUUGCUCUGGAUAAGAGCGUCUGCCGAAUGCCAAUAAUGUAAUGUAAUGUAUACAAUCAGUGAGCACUUUUAGGUAUGUAUUAGACUUAUUUUAUUACUUAUUGGUCUUUUGCUGCUGUAGCCUGUCCACUUACAGGUUUUACACGUUGUGUGUUCAGAGAUGCUCUUCUGCAUACCACUGUUGUCAGCUUUGACCAGUCUGGCUCUUCUCCUCUGACCGGUCUCAUUAACAACACGUUUUUGUCAGGACAACUGCAGCUCACUGGAUGUCAUUUGUUUUUCACACCAUUCUCUGCAAACUCUAGAGACUGUUGUGUGUAAAAAUCCCAGGAGAUCAGCAGUCUAUAAGAUACUCAAACCACCCUGUAUGGUACCAACAAUCAUUCCGCAGUCACUUCGAUCACAUUUCUUCCCCAUUCUGACAUUUGGUAUGAAAAACAUCUGAACCUCUUGACCUGCAUGACUGUAUGCACUUAGUUACUGACACGUGAUUGCCUGAUAAAAUAUUUGCACUAACCAGCUGGUUUACAGGCCUACCUAAUAAAGUGAUAACCGAGUCUAUAUGACCAAAUGGAGAUGUACCAUAGCAGUCGCUACUGGUAAUUGAAAGCAACAAGAGAGUUCUAGAACACUGACUUAGAAUUCUGACUGGGGAAAAAAACAUUCCAAAAAAACUGGCUGAUUAAAUAUUUACAUUAACAUGCUCAGUGAGUGUAGAUCGCUUAGGUACCUACAAAGCACGGUGUGAACCAAUGCAGUUGGUUCUACAUUGAAAUUUUGCUCUACACUCUGCUUUAUGCUUUUGGGAAGGCUUGAUUCUUUUUUUGUGAUUUCUUCAAGAGCAUAUCUUUUCUGAGGUGUGUCAAUCUUGAUCAAAUGCUUCUUCAAAAAAGGCUAUGUUAUGGACUUUAAGAUAUAUUGGUGUUUUCUAAGAGGGUUACCAGUGUAAAAACACUGUUCUGACCUUGGUUUUUGUAGAUUCAUUGUAUUUCAACCUGGAAACAAAAACCAAAGUGAAACAUCCCAGGUUACCUAUUACAUUAGUAAAUAAUGAUUUUACAUUCUGUGCAAUUUCUCAAGUGGUCAGAUAAAUCAUAUAAAAAAUAGUACAACAUUA
Molecule: messenger RNA, 4067 nt
Organism: Conger conger (European conger)
Lineage: Eukaryota; Metazoa; Chordata; Actinopteri; Anguilliformes; Congridae
Gene: ticam1
Product: TIR domain containing adaptor molecule 1
Exons: 2
Coding region: 396-2558 (720 amino acids)
Biological process (GO): positive regulation of canonical NF-kappaB signal transduction; positive regulation of cytokine production involved in inflammatory response; TRIF-dependent toll-like receptor signaling pathway
Molecular function (GO): protein kinase binding
Source: RefSeq, a predicted model, not a curated record